Thamnophis elegans (Western terrestrial garter snake) is the source of this 2606-nucleotide messenger RNA. RefSeq names its product serine/threonine kinase 4 (gene STK4). The transcript is spliced from 11 exons. The record is from RefSeq and is a predicted model, not a curated record. Gene Ontology annotation, biological process: intracellular signal transduction; regulation of MAPK cascade; protein phosphorylation. NCBI's taxonomy places the organism in Eukaryota, Metazoa, Chordata, Lepidosauria, Squamata, Natricidae. Gene Ontology annotation, molecular function: protein serine/threonine kinase activity; ATP binding. Gene Ontology annotation, cellular component: cytoplasm. Bases 154 to 1608 code for a protein of 484 amino acids.
UUUGGGGGAGGCGGGGCUGCUCCUCGAGUCGGAGCGAGUUAAGAAGAGCUGCGGGAAAGCAGGGCGGGAUGGAGCGCCGGUGACUGCCGCCUCUCUUUUGAUUCUCCGCACCACUCCCGGCUCUGCCAACCGGCCGCCGCUGCUCCUGCGGCCAUGGAGACCGUGCAGUUGCGCCACCCGCGCCGGCAGCUAAGAAAAUUAGAUGAAGAUAGUUUGACAAAACAGCCUGAAGAAGUGUUUGAUGUGUUGGAAAAACUUGGAGAAGGAUCCUAUGGCAGCGUAUUCAAAGCUAUCCAUAAAGAAACUGGCCAAGUUGUUGCAAUUAAGCAAGUUCCUGUUGAAUCUGAUUUGCAGGAGAUUAUUAAGGAGAUAUCGAUAAUGCAACAAUGUGAUAGUCCUCAUGUAGUCAAAUAUUAUGGCAGCUAUUUUAAGAACACGGACCUCUGGAUAGUAAUGGAAUAUUGCGGUGCCGGAUCUGUGUCUGAUAUAAUUCGACUACGAAAUAAAACGCUGAUGGAAGAUGAAAUUUCUACAAUAAUACAAUCAACACUGAAAGGAUUGGAAUACCUACAUUUCAUGAGGAAAAUACACCGUGACAUCAAAGCUGGCAACAUAUUACUUAAUACAGAAGGACAUGCUAAACUUGCAGAUUUUGGGGUAGCCGGCCAGCUUACUGAUACUAUGGCAAAAAGAAAUACUGUGAUAGGAACUCCAUUCUGGAUGGCACCUGAAGUGAUCCAAGAAAUUGGAUACAAUUGUCUGGCAGACAUCUGGUCUCUGGGUAUCACUGCCAUUGAAAUGGCUGAAGGAAAACCUCCAUAUGCUGAUAUUCAUCCAAUGAGGGCAAUUUUCAUGAUUCCAACAAAUCCACCACCAACAUUUCGAAAGCCAGAGCUAUGGUCAGACGAAUUUACAGAUUUUGUAAAACAAUGUCUUGUGAAGUGUCCAGAACAAAGAGCCACUGCUACGCAAUUGCUUCAGCACCCAUUUGUAAAAAAUGCCAAAGGAGUUUUCAUCUUGCGAGAUAUGAUUAAUGAGGCAAUGGAUAUUAAACUAAAAAUUCAGCAGGCUCAACAGCGUGACAUGUUUCAUGAUGAUGAAGAAAAUUCAGAAGAAGAUGAAAUUGAUUCUAGGACCAUGGUUCGAGCAAGGGGACAAGAAAUGGGUACAAUCAGAGCUGCUUGUGGAAUGAGUGAAGGUGCCAAUACCAUGAUAGAAUACAAUGACACUUUAGCAUCACAAUUAGGAACAAUGGUCAUAAAUGCGGAAGAUGAGGAAGAUGAGGGGACCAUGAAAAGGAGAGAUGAAACCAUGCAGGCUGUCAGACCAUCUUUCCUUGACUAUUUUGAGCAAAAGGAGAAAGAGAAUUGGCAAAACAACUAUGGGAGGCAGGCACCUGAAAGAUGUUCCUCAGAUUGGAGAGUUCCUUUGGAUGGUAAUUAUGAAUUGUUGAGGAACUGGACAGUUGAUGAACUUCAAAGACGACUUGGGACACUCGAUCCCAUGAUGGAGCAGGAGAUAGAAGAGGUUCGCCAAAGAUAUCAAUCAAAGCGGCAACCAAUUCUAGAUGCCAUUGAAGCAAAGAAAAGACGCCAGCAGAACUUCUGAGGAAAACCUGGCAGUAGAAUAGAUGUCCAUCAUUCCUUACAAUAAACUGUUCUACAAUAAACUGUUCUAUGACUACUGUGUAGGUGGAUUUCUAUUUCUAUUUGCUAUAGCACCUUUUCUAACUCAGGUAUGCCAUUGAAUGGAGUCCUCAUGAAGAGAUCAUGCUUUGUAUGAAUGGUAGAUAGAUUUUAGAUACAUUGCAUGUUGCUUUUGGGAAAUCCUGACUUAGCUGGGAGCUAAACUUUGUAUUACAAAUCAAUAGAAAAGUAGGAAAUGGAUUUGAAUAAGAUUGGUAUUCAGUUGAAAAACCCAAGUAAACAGAACAAUAAUUCUGACAUGUUGUUCUUGGAUGAAGUAUAGAAAUUCAAAUUUUUGCUUUUUUAUUAAACUGUUACAAAUGUUGUGAAAUCAGAAUCCUUACACACUAAUCUAUUAUCUAAAUUGAUCCAAAAAAUAUUCAUCAUCUCUGAAAUGUAACAACCACUUGAUGUUAAACAAUCCUUACUUUCAUUUUUCCCUAUUGGUAUAAUGAAUUGUAGAAAUGAGUUAAAAAAGAGAAGUGAUUCAUUAACAAGUUUACCUAUACUGCUCCAGCAUUUGAAAAGGAAUAUGAACUUUAUCUAGUCUAGAAACUUCUAAGAGCUCCAUGCUUUUUUAUUUCUUUUUUUAAAGUAUUACUCUUCAGUGUUACAUUUUUUUCUUUCUUUUUUAUUUUUACUAGAAUCAUAACUCUGAAUGAAUGCUAAUAUAUUUUCAGUGAUGUCUAUCGGAUAAAAAAACAUAACAAAUCUUUUAUUUUCUGUAUUUUUUCAGACUUUGUGAUAGCAAAGGAAUGUCAGUCCCCCUAGUUCAGGGAAAAUGAGCAUCUCUUGAUGAUAAUGUUAUUUAAAAUAGUUAAGGAAUUCUGGAUUUUGUAUUCUUUGCUACUUUAAGCUGAAUUUGCCUAAGGUUUGUGGUACUGGUUUUGAAUUUAAACUGGCGUAAGCGUUUCUUUUUAU